CCCCCAUGGGGAAAUGAGUCUGUCAUCCUUACAGACAUAGAAUAUUCACAACAGUUAAAAUAUAUUUAAAAAAAAUAAAAUAAUCAUAGGAUAAUAACUAUAUGAUUGGUCAGGUAAAAACAAACUCCCUCACGACGCCAGGACAGCGGAGUCAAUCACCACCUUCCGGAGACACCUGAAACCCCACCUCUUCAAGGAAUACCUAGGAUAGGAUAAAGUAAUCCUUCUCACCCCCCCCCCCUCCCCCUUAAUGAUUUAGAUGCACUAUUGUAAAGUGGCUGUUCCACUGGAUGUCAGAAGGUGAAUUCACCAAUUUGUAAGUCGCUCUGGAUAAGAGCGUCUGCUAAAUGACUUAAAUGUAAAUGUAAAAAGUACAGUAUAGUCUGCACAGUGGCCUUUACGGUGCUGGGUGAUGUCAUGUGGUGUAAGACUACCUACAGCCCGACAGUCCUGAACUACUGCUACCUGCAGGGGAACUGGAGCCCAAACAGGAUCAAUAAGGACAUGAUGCAAUGAGACAGCGAUCAAUUACCUUUUGAGGAAUCGGUCUGAAGAAAAAAAAAAGGACCCUCUUACUCAAAGGGUGUAGGCCUAGUAUGAACCACACGGGGUCGCAUCUCAAAAUGGUCCAGUCGGCUCGUCGUCGUUAUACUCACAUCGGCGACGUAUAAAGGACAUGCCAAUUCCAGGUUACAUAUACUGCCUUUUCAUAGUAGGUUUUAAAAUGGCAGAGAAAUAAGGGGUAAAAGUAGAUAAAAAAAAUGUACUUGCAUAAACCAAAUUGUUUGACAAACUCAAAGGAUGAGGGAGUUUUUUUUUUCUUCCAAAUCAUUCCAUAAAUGAAGCAGCAUUGGUCAUCUGCUGCUCAAAUGUGACCUAGUCUUCCUUGGAGUGAACAGCCAGAAUUGAUUCCUUUUAACAAGACAGUAGGGGAUUGAUUUAUAUAGGUAGGCGCGCUGGUGUCACCUGUUAAUUAAUAAAUUAGCACACAUCCAAUAUCAUCUAAUGUCAACCAAUCAACGGAAUGGAAAGAUAUAACGUGUUUUUGAUCAUGCCGACGUUCUGAAAUGAGAGAGACACAGACAGAUAAAAUCACUAAUUGACUCGUUCAAAUAUUAGGUUGGUGACAACGUUCAAAGAAACGUUUAUCAAACACGUUGCAACAAUGUUCCAAUGUAACCCAUAAUAUUAAAACACACAAGAUACCUUUCAAUGUUGGGGCGUUUUUUAAAUAUUUUUUUCAGGUGAUGUGCAGUGUCCUCCAAUCACAAUACGUCUUUUUCCGCCGUAGGGCAAUACAGACGUGAGUUUCAUCCAAUCAAAUCUCUCGACCGCGAUACGCUCGGACGCGUCGCGUUUUCGUCGCUGUAGCUACGCGCUAGGCAAGACAAGCAGUAUGGCGGAAGAAGAGAGUGAAUUUGAGUUAGAAGGUUUUAAAAAAGAAUUGGAGAGUUUAUUUGUCAGUUGUUCAAGUGAAGAAUACGGACUUCAAAGCAAGCUAUAUUGUGUACGGUUCUGUAAGUUGGUGGAGGUGUAUUCAGGACGAUGGCAGGUACCCUUGCCACAGCUGCAGGUGCUCCAGACUGCUCUAUGUUCCUUUGUCCAAGCCUCGGCCUGCUUCCCGUCUGACUGUGAACAUGUAUGCUACACACUGAGUAGCCUUGCCCUGAGUGCUUUUGAGCUCUUGCUGUUUUUGAACAGAAAUAAGAUCCUGCAGGAUCCCUUGAAAAAAAUCCUUGAUUCGUUCCAGGAAUGUUUUUCCCAGCUGGAGAGACACCAGAACAUCCACCUGCUGCAGGUGGGACAGAUCAUCAGAGAGAAGGGACCGUGGACCAACCCCAUACUACAGGCCAUCCUGAAGGACUCACAACUGCCCCGGGAUGAAGUGGACCGGUACCUCAGCUCAGAGGUGCCAGUGUUCUUUGAGCUGCGUGUUCGUUACCUGCUGUCCAGUGAGAUGUUCACCGAGGCGGUGGUCUUGGCUAAGACCUGCUCUCAGCACCCCGUUGCCGGGCGACACCUCUUCUUCCGACAGGCCUACCUCACCUGUCUGUUGAAGGCAUCGCUCCCUCGCCAUAUGCACGAAGAGAUGUCUGACAUCGACGGUAAGGACGCUGUGGAUAUCGUGUGUAACACGGAGAGUGAGGAGAGCGACGAGACGCUCCUGGCCCUCUGCACGGCCUUCCUCUCUCAGCAGCUACACCGGGGAGACAUGUACUGCAUGUGGGAUUUGGUGUUCAUAUGGAGUCGCCUCUGCCUGCGGGUCAACCCUUCCAAACAGGCCUUCCUGGAAGAGACUCAUCGGUUGCUGCUGUCUGCCACCAACAUCAGAUCCAUAUUCUCUUUCAUUAGAGUGAUCCUUGCAGAGGUGAGCCAGGAACUCCUGGGAUUGUUGAUUUUUACUGCUGAAAUUCCAGCUGCCAUUUUUGUUUGUUCAGAUGUAAUGGGAGUUGUUGUGGUCGAGGAUGAUGUGAAAAGCUUUGGGUUGUACCUCCGCUCAGGUGGCUUGGCUUAG
Messenger RNA from Oncorhynchus masou masou (cherry salmon), 2515 nucleotides. Its product is annotated as zinc finger protein 654-like. Gene Ontology annotation, cellular component: nucleus. Gene Ontology annotation, biological process: regulation of transcription by RNA polymerase II. NCBI's taxonomy places the organism in Eukaryota, Metazoa, Chordata, Actinopteri, Salmoniformes, Salmonidae. The coding region runs from base 1397 to 2515 and encodes 372 amino acids. Gene Ontology annotation, molecular function: DNA binding; DNA-binding transcription factor activity, RNA polymerase II-specific. The transcript has 7 exons. The record is from RefSeq and is a predicted model, not a curated record.